Botrytis cinerea B05.10 is the source of this 3326-nucleotide messenger RNA. RefSeq lists its product as hypothetical. The record is from RefSeq and is a predicted model, not a curated record. The transcript is spliced from 4 exons. Lineage: Eukaryota; Fungi; Ascomycota; Leotiomycetes; Helotiales; Sclerotiniaceae. Bases 445 to 669 code for a protein of 74 amino acids.
GGAGGACCACACCGUGAAUCUUUUGAUCCUAAAUGGACCGAAUCAACCGGGUGGAACCUUAGAUCGAGGGGUGCAUGUUCUGGUGAGCUUUUUGUACAUAUGUAGUCGCUCAUCGUUCUCGAUCUUGACCUCGAAACUUUUCUCGAAAGAAGAAAAAAAAAAGGAACAUCAGACUUUCUUCUACUUCAACCCAACUACUUCCCCUCCUCUACCCAAUCCCCACAACCAUAACUACAUAACAAACAAGACCGACUUCUACUUUUACACUUUAUCCCUUCAAUUAAAGAGAACCUCACACACCCUGAACUUUUCCGACAUUCGUUUUCUCUCUUACUUCGGCUCACAAUAUAAGAUAAGAGAAAAGACAUAUCCCGGUCCGAGGCUGAGAUAAAUCUUUCAACUACCCCCUCGCCUCAUAGCACUUUCACUCUCUAAACGUUGGAAAUGUGCGAUUAUACUCAGGUUGAGUUUCGAUGUGGUCACGUUCGGUAUACAGUGCGGGCAUGGUGUAUCAAUUAUGAGACGACACAUCGCCGGUGCCCACCCAAUGUUGUGGCCGUCGAGUUUAGGUUAGGUGAAUCGGAAAUGUGCGGAGACUGUAAACACGUGGGAGAGAUGCCAGAAUGGUAUUCUCGAAUCACCAAAAAGACGGCUCGCCUUCACCUAUGAUGAAUAAUCGACUCGCUCAUACUCGGGACUUGUGCUCAUCCAUCUGUUAUGUAUGACGACGAAACCUGGGAACGACAUAGGGAACAAACGAAAAGCACCAAAAGAACUGAAAGAAAUAAAAGAAGAAGAACGUCAUCGGAUCAAUCGGAACCAGGACGAAGGAGGCGAAGACUUUUCUGAAUCAUCACCGGCCUGGCAUACUUCUUACUUUACCACAUGUUUGUAUAGUAUGCUGGACAUAAAUGAUUCCAACACAAGGAUUUUUGGGCAAUGCAAAGAAUAACACUGGAAUGGAGCAAGGGAACUGGAUGGCUUAUGUUAUGGGAAUGGGUAUGGGUACGGGUACGGGUAUGGAGUAGGACAUCUUUUUUAUACAGUACAUAUCCAGCAACGGAUGGAGGAUUGGGAAAUUAUUAAGAAGGACAGAUCAGGCAAGGAAUGGGAUGGGAUGGGAAGGCGUUCUCCCUAUGAAUAGUGUGGUGCAUUUCGGGAAGGAUGUCACUUUUUCACUGGAAAUUUACUCGCAGGAUAAGGGACUUUCAUUUUUUCUACGAGUAUCAAGAUUCAUAUGAAUGAUAAUGGAUCAUUGAGAAUGAGAUGUAUGUAUUCCACAUACAACAUUCUUACAUAUCAAACACAAGCGCAUCCGCAAACCAAAGAUGCAUUCCUCUCUUCUUCUUUUUCUCUUUAUACCACUUCCAGGAUUCGGGAAUGUUCCAGGCCGAAAUUUGUCUAGAAACUAGAGCAAUCCGUAUUUCACGGCCACAAAACACAAGAAAGAAAGACAAACGAACCAAAACGGUUCCAUCCGUUAGGCAUCCAAGAUUUUCCAAUAUCUCAGGGGAAGACAAUCUCAUCCACUGGUCAUGGUAACACACAUCUUACAUCGUACAUCCAGCGUCUAGCUUCCUCCUCCCACCACCAAAGACCGGGACAAAAAAGGCAUGAUAGAACUCAACUUACCGCAAGAGCCGGCCGUAAACCUCCCAUCUCCCCUUUCCCCCAGACCUGGAAAUUCACUACCGGCCCGCGUUCAAGACAGGAGAAGCCCUCAACAUCAUUGCUCGAAAAGUAUUGGAUGAUGGGGAAGUACAAGUUAUGCAGCCAGGGGCCUUCUACAUAUACUUUUUCUUUAUUUUAGAUUUUUCACAUGAACGCUUGGACGAGUGGAGCGGCUUGGGAGGACGGGAGAUUCGAUGCAGAAGAUGUCAUCGACAGGUAGGUAGGUACCUGUGCAUAGCCGUCGCGUCCGCUUUGAUCUGUUUCGUUUCGUCUCAGGGAGUCAUGCCAUUUUAUGCACGGGUCAUGAUUGCGAAUUCAUUGCGUGUGGACAGGAUGGAGGGGUAAAUCGAUUAUCUGAGAUUUCGAUGUAAUAUUUUUACUACCACUCUUCGGAAUGUCUUUAAUUCGACUCGGGAUAUUCUUGUCAUAUCAACUUUUUAUGAGAAAGGUGGUGUGGCUAAGGAAGUGGGAGAUCUAGGUGUGUUUCGGAAGGCACUUUGCAUACUUGGAUAUGUGGACCUGUGUAUCCUUUGGUUGCUGAGUCGAUGCACUGCGCAUCUUUAUGCACGACGAAAGAUGAAAUGUAACUACAGGAGAAAGACAUUGGAUCGAUUAUAUUCUAUGAAUAUCAUUUGUCUACACGAUUAUUUGUUAUCAUUUCUGGGCGAUAAUAGAAGGAUUGUACAAUGUGUAGCUUCUGUGGCGCGCCAAGGAACUGGAGAGAAGAUUCUGAAAAAAUUGAGAAGUUUUGAGGAGGGGUCGAAAAUGGGAAUUGAUUAGUGGUAUGUACAGACAGAGUAUGUAUGUAUGUAUAUAUGUAUAUAUGUAUGUAUGUAUGUGCUGGCUACCGGCGUAGUACGCAGAUCCAAAGGGUGUUUGUUGUGUUGAUCAUCAUGAUUUGGGGAUUCCCAGUAUCCGGGUUAAAGAACGGUGUGGGGGAUUUGCAGUGUAGAAUUAGAACUUGUACGCAGGAUACAUAGAUAUUCGGGAGGGAAAAGAAAAAGGAAAAGGAAAGGAAAAGGAAAAGGAAAGGAAAGGAAAGAAAAGAAAAAGAACGACGACAAAAAGCGAGAAGUGAUGAGAAUAAGGAGGCGAGGUAAGAAAGGUAUCGUCGACGGUGAAGAGCAUCGGGAUUCUUUUACGACAUGAUUAGACACCUAGGUAAGUGACUUGUGCCGAGAUCCAAUCGUGAAAGGUCAACAAUUGCCGAGUUCGGGCACGCAUUUAUACGGAGAGAUAUAGAUGGAUGGGAUUCUGGCACAUGAGAUUGUUAUGCCCUACGCGAUGAUAUGUGAAAGAUGCGGUCCAAUACCAUGGUUAACCUAGAUGUGAUGCGUUGUUGUGUGCGGGGUCCAGGAUCGUGGAGUGUGGGAGCUUUGUGGGCGUGUGAGGUUAAGCAAUGUGAGAGAUGAUUGAUGGUCGUGGUGGAAUUCUUUUCGUAUGUAGUGUUACUGUACGUCUUUCACUCGUCCUCUGUCUUGGCUCAGGUCAGGUAGGGAGGAAGGGAGGUUGGUUGUUUUUUUGUUGAGUAUGCGGUGAAGGGCUUGAUUGAUGUGAUUGAUACGAUAAUGAUAUGAUAAUGAUAUGAUGUAAGCUUGACGUACUUGAUAGAAUAGAAAUCAAGAAAUGGAUCGCUCUUCGCUUCGCUGCUAUCA